Molecule: messenger RNA, 1026 nt
Organism: Rhipicephalus microplus (southern cattle tick)
Lineage: Eukaryota; Metazoa; Arthropoda; Arachnida; Ixodida; Ixodidae
Source: RefSeq, a predicted model, not a curated record
CAAGUGGAAGAAGCAGCGACAUGAACGCCUUGUACAUUACCACCAUCCUCGCCGCUGUUUUCGCCACCACUAUCGCUGGUGACAUUGGUUACGGCAUUGGCUAUGGUGGUGGCUACGGCGGUGGCUACGGUGGCGGCUACGGCGGUGGCUAUGGUGGUGGCUACGUUGGCGGCUACGGCGGCGGCUACGGUGGCGGCUACGGUGGCGGCUAUGGCCUAAGUUAUAAUGGAGGCAUAGGCGUCGGCGGUGUUGGUAUUGGAAGCAGCGUGGCUCUUCUUCGAGGAGGACCUGGACUGUAUAAGGCUGUGGCUGGUCCGGCAUUCUUGGUCAGAACCGUGCACCAAGUGAACAAGAUUUCCGGUGGUGGGGCACUUCUCGCCCAUUCUGGCGUUGGUGGAGGCUACGGAUACGGUGGUGGUUACGGAUACGGUGGCGGCUACGGAUAUGGUGGCAGUUACGGAUACGGUGGCUAUGGAUAUGGUGGCUAUGGUUACAAGGGAUGAUUGGGAACUUGUGGAAUUGGACUUUUUUUUGACACCGUAAAAGAUCCAUGCCUCAAAAAUAGUAGCACUAUGUCUUUGUUUUUGAGUGUUCUAUUUCAUUCACACAAACACAACUGCUAGCGCUACUGCAACGCUAAUUCCAAAAACACUUCUCUGAAAUGGCAGUGUUGCAGUACUGGAGUCUUUCAUAUCUAUCAAAAAAAAACAAGUCGCAUAACGAGGUUAUACAUGUAUGUCAUCUCACUACAGGUUUUCUGAAGAGAAUUUAGUUUCAAUUCAUCUUCAUUCUGUGCAUUGUUUAUAACACAUUCAUCGUACCAAGUUUUGGCGGAAGACGCGGCUGAAUAUUGUAGUGUUAUGUCUUUUCCAUUGUAACACCACAAAGAUGCCGCUGUAAAAACAGAGAGCGCUGAGAUCUAAUCGUCCAUCUCGAAAAGAGAAACGAUGUGGAUAUGUUCGGCAUUUUGUACAGUUGUUUAGCACUCAUGGAGAAAUAAAUUGAUUUCCUCUUCAAAUCGAAAGU